AAAUAUCAUUUAUAUAUUUUUUUAAAUGAUAUCAAUAUAAAAAGAAAAGAUUUCCCUGAAGGUUAUCGAUUGACCCUCCGUGUCAAUCCGAUAAUUUGUCGAUGUGCGACUGAAACUAAAGCUUGUGCUUUUUCAUGGCACGAAACAGUCGUGUUGUUCGUUCGAAGGAUCUAAACGUAUUUUUUCGCAAUGGCAGAAAAUAAUAAGAGAGUUGUUCUCGCGUAUAGUGGCGGUUUGGAUACUUCCUGUAUAUUAUCGUGGUUGAAGGAAAAUGGAUAUGAUGUUAUCGUUUACGUGGCAAAUAUCGGACAGGAAGAAGAUUUUGAUGCACUUGAGGAUAAGGCAUUAAAAAUUGGUGCUAAAAAGGUCAUUAUAGAAGAUCUUCGACGAAUUUUUGUAACGUCAUACGUAUGGCCAGCCAUUGCGUGUGGCUUGCGUUACGAAGGAAGAUAUCUUUUAGGUACUUCAAUCGCAAGACCUUGUAUUAGCGAGGGUUUAAUUCGAACUGCUAAGGCUGAGAAAGCUUCUCUCGUUGCUCACGGAGCUACUGGAAAGGGAAACGAUCAAGUAAGAUUCGAUUUGAGCUGUUACAGUCUCUGUCCUGAAAUCGAGAUACUGGCACUUUGGAGAAAGCGUGAAUUUUAUACCAGAUUUUCUGGAAGGACAGAUUUACUCGAAUAUGCUCAUAAAAAUGGAAUACCAGUCUCAGCAACACCGAAAGAACCUUGGAGUACUGAUGCUAAUUUAUUACAUAUUAGUUAUGAAUCAGGAAUAUUGGAAAAUCCAGCUAUCCCAGCACCGAUAGAAUUAUGCAAAAUGACAACAAAUUUAGAGAACUGUCCGAAUGAACCCGAAGAAAUUGAAAUUGCUUUUACUAAAGGAUAUCCUUCCUCUGUACAAAAUCUUGACAAUUGUUACGUCAUUGAUAAUCCUUUGGAAAUAAUCGAAUACUUGAAUGAGAUUGGCGGCAAACAUGGAAUAGGAAGGAUCGAUAUAGUCGAAAAUCGUUAUAUAGGUUUAAAGUCUCGUGGAAUUUACGAAGCACCGGGUAGUAAGAUUCUUUACGAGGCUCAUCAAGAUUUAGAGAUCUACGUAUUGGAUCGUGAAGUGUUGAGAAUUAAAUCUUAUCUCGCUGAGAAAAUGUCCGAUUAUGUAUACAAUGGUUUUUGGUUCUCACCAGAAUGUGAUUUUGUACGAGAGAGCAUAGAAAGAUCUCAAAAGUAUGUAACUGGCAUGGUGAGGUUGAAAUUGUGUAAAGGAAGUGUAUCGAUCCUUGGAAGAUCUAGCGAUAUCUCGUUGUAUAACGAAAAUCUGGUCUCAAUGGAUAAACAAGGAGAUUUUCAACCGGAAGAUGCUGAAGGAUUUAUUCGCACGCAAGCUAUAAGAUUAAAAGAAUUUCAUAGAUUUAAAAAACAGCAACAGAUAGCUGAAUGAUAUGAAAAAAAAAGAAAGAAAAAAAAAGAAAAAAAAAGAAAACUUAAAACAUAGAUGAUACGAAAAUCAACUAAUAAAAUAAAAUCUGUGUGUGAAUUAAUAUAUAUAUAUAUAUAUAUAUAUAUGCACACACACCGUGUAUAUGUGUUUUAGAAAUUCCUAAACACCUUUUGUAAAUUUAAUGAAAUCUUUAAUGGAGAUAUAAACAAAAAAUAUCUAUAUAUUAAUUAUAUACAAAUUUAUAUAAAGAAAUAGAGAAGACAUUUGUCUUCUUACAUCUAUUUACAUCUUACACGCGGAUCUCGAGCGAACAUAAAAUAUAGAGAUGGAGAAAGGAUGGAAUAUAUAUACAAAAAACACACUAUGACAAGUUUUUACUUUCAAUGAAUUAUUAAUAAUUAAACCUUGGGAUAAUUAGCAUAUUUGUGAAGAUUAUAAUAAUAUAUAAUGUAUAUUGCCUUAUCGCGGUAUUAAUAUAUAGUAUACAUAAUAAUAUAAACUUUUAUAUCGCAUCAUCUUA
Molecule: messenger RNA, 1954 nt
Organism: Vespula pensylvanica (western yellowjacket)
Lineage: Eukaryota; Metazoa; Arthropoda; Insecta; Hymenoptera; Vespidae
Gene: Ass
Product: argininosuccinate synthase
Exons: 8
Coding region: 190-1434 (414 amino acids)
Biological process (GO): urea cycle; L-arginine biosynthetic process
Cellular component (GO): cytoplasm
Molecular function (GO): ATP binding; argininosuccinate synthase activity
Source: RefSeq, a predicted model, not a curated record